Messenger RNA from Effrenium voratum, 465 nucleotides. The record is from the annotation of a GenBank genome assembly. Lineage: Eukaryota; Dinophyceae; Suessiales; Symbiodiniaceae.
AUGGGCUGGUUCCAGCGGGCCCGGGAGUCGCUCUUCUCUGUGACUGGCAUCUCCACUGUUUGCUUGUUUGCUGCCAGCUGGUUCCUUGCCACGGACCUCAUCCGUGACUACUUAGCUGCCAAGCGUGCUUCUGCACGAAGAGCUCUAGAGGACCAGAUGCGCGUACAGCCGCGCGUUUGGUCUGCCCAUGAGCUUGCCCCAUUCGACGGCAGCGACCCCAGCAAGCCGAUUCUGAUUGGUGUAGAUGGUGAGGUCUUCAAUGUAUGGCGGGGCCGUGACUUCUAUGGCAGCAACGGGCCCUACGGCAUGUUUGCUGGCAAGGACGCCACAAGAUACUUUGCCAAACAGGUGGUGACUCUAGAGGAAGACGACGGGAAGGAUCUCACAGAAGAGGAGAAGGACAACAUGAAGAGCUGGAAGGAGUUCUUGAGAUACAAGUACGAUUUCGCUGGCACCCUUGCCUAG